GUGCGCGCGCCUGAUCCCAGUGCGCGCGCCUGAUCCCAGUGCACGUCUAGCCGAGUUAUUUCUAGAAAUGAGUCUGCAGAUGUUCGGCCACGGUUCGGAGUCAGAACCCAGAAGUCUGGAACAGAACCACUUGUUCGGCCCGGUCCGCUUCAGACAUCAGACAUGAGCGAAAGCAAUGGACGGCUCUGCUGUCUCCGAGGAGGACGAUCUGCAGAGAGACAAGGUGGCUCCCCCAAGAAGCUCCUCAAAGAUCUCAGAUGGUGGAGAAAUCGUUGAAGGGAAGCGGACCAAAAAGUCUGUGGACCGGCUGGAUUUCCAGGCUCCAAAGACCAGGGAGAAGCUGAAAGUGGCAGACGGCGGUGGAGACAAGCUGGGCGACAUUCCUCGGACCAACUACGAGAUCACCAGGAGGAAGGCGGAGGAGCUGAAGCUGCUGCACGCCAUCUUGUUCGACCGACCCGGGAAGUAAUGUCCUGUGUCUCUCAGUCGGGCCUCGGUCAAGAAGAACCUGCGGCUGUUCAACGGUUUCCCCGUUCCCGCAGACAGCCAGGAGUUCACUAGGAAGAGAGACAAGAUGCUCAGGAACUCGAACCUGACCAACACCAAGUUGAAGCUGGUUUGCUCCAUUCUGGACCUGGAGAAGAAAGGAACCCACCAGGAUCUGAUCGAUCGGAUCCUCAUCUUUCUGAUCGCCCCAAAGAACAGCGGAAAGCGUGCACCAGUGAAGAAGAAGCGAAGGACCAAGAAGAAGUUGGCCGGUGGCGACUCGGUGGUCAAGAAGAAGAGCAAACCCAGAGCUACCGGCACCAAGAAGUCCAAACCCGGCAGCAAAUCCAAAGCCAUCGUCAUGGACUCCAGCACCGACGACGAGGAGAAAGUGGAGGCUUUUGCGGAGGCCGGCGGUUCUGACGGAGAGGAGAAACUGUCAGAACAGGAGGAAGAGCAGACUGACCACUCGGAGUCUGAUGAGACCUCCAAGCCCAAGUCCAGCAGAGGGAAGAAGAAGAAGCAGCAGAUACCAUCGAAGAAGAGACCCACGAGCCAGAGCUCUGAUGGAACCAGCGAGGCAGAGGAGAAGCCAAAGAAGAAGAAAGUAGCCGCUGCCAAAACCAAGAAGGCCGACAGCAGCAGCAGCAGCAAGAACACCAACGCAGCCGAGGACAUCGACGAAGACGAGCCGCUCAUCAGGAUGGUGAAGAAGGCGCCGACAGACGAGCAGCUGAGGAAGACGGUGGAGAGUCUGCUGAAGGAGGCCGACCUGGAGGAGAUGACCAUGAAGCAGAUCUGCCUGAAGGUGUUCGACACGUAUCCAGAACACGACCUGAGCGGCAGGAAGGACUUCAUCAAGCAGACGGUCAAGACUCUCAUCACUUGAAGACGCCCAGGUGUCCAUGGCAACAGGCUCCUCCCUUGUUUUUAUGUUUUUUAUGGGAUGCGGUCGAUCAGCGGCGCCCCCUGCAGGACGGCUGCUCGGCUUCAACACCUUCAAUAAAUUUGUACAUUU
Messenger RNA from Poeciliopsis prolifica (blackstripe livebearer), 1504 nucleotides. Its product is annotated as protein DEK-like. Gene Ontology annotation, cellular component: nucleus. Gene Ontology annotation, molecular function: histone binding; DNA binding. Gene Ontology annotation, biological process: regulation of double-strand break repair; chromatin organization. NCBI's taxonomy places the organism in Eukaryota, Metazoa, Chordata, Actinopteri, Cyprinodontiformes, Poeciliidae. The record is from RefSeq and is a predicted model, not a curated record.